This is a messenger RNA of Pelagomonas calceolata, 1233 nucleotides long. Lineage: Eukaryota; Pelagophyceae; Pelagomonadales; Pelagomonadaceae. The record is from the annotation of a GenBank genome assembly.
UGGCGAAGGCAUGGGCCUCUUCGCCGGCGGCGGCGCGCCGUCGUCCUCGUCGUCGCUGGCCGCAGCGAUGAUGCCGUCGUCUUCCGCUGGCGGCGCCGGCGCCGGCGCCGGCGCCGGCACGCAGAGCUCCGCGAGGCGCUGCCGCACGUCCGCGCGGUCGAAGAUCGCUGUGGCAUCAUCCAACUCCACGAAGUUGAUCGCGCGCGCCGCGUCGGCCGCGCGCGCGAGGCGCCGCGCACAGACGGGCUGGAGCCAGCCCUCGACCACGAACCGGUGCUUGUCGUCGGCGCCGGGCACCUUGACCGGCCGGUUGAAGACCAAGGAAAGGGGCUUCAUGGCCGCGUGCUGGAACGCGCCGUCCGAGAGGACGCAAUAUGUCAAGCGCGGGUCGUCCUCCGCCUGGCCGCGCCGCCGCGGCCGCUCCUUCACGUCACUAUUCAAAACCGCGUUGAGCGCCGCGCGGCACGCCGUCGGGCCCCGCGCCGCGGCGACGUCGCGCGCGCCCCGGAUGACUUCCGACCGCUUCGCGGCGGCGUCGACGGCCUUGACGAAAGCGUCGAAGGCCCGGCGCUCCGUCGACGACACCAGCACCGUCUCCUCGUCCUCGUGACGCGUCCAGAGCACCGCGAGGCCGCCCGCGCGCGCGUAGACGCUCUCGGCGUUUCCGGCGCGCCAGCCCUCGUAGGCGUCGUAGAGCGCCAUGCACCACUCGCCGUCGCCGCGCUCCACGGACGCCCGGAGCUGCGCCUCGUCGUACUCCCAGCGCAGCGACGCCGCGCGGUACGUCUCCGCGGGGUCGCCGCCGCCCUCGCGCUUCGUGAAGGACGCGGCGCCGGCGGCGCGGCCGCGCGCCGUCGCGUGCUUCCAGGGGAACGGGCUCGCGGCCUCGAGCGUGCAGCGCGUGGCCAGCGCGUACGUCGCGUCGGCGAGCGCCGGUCUGCCGUCGAAGUCGUCGUCGUCGCUGCUCGCCUGCACGUCGACGGCGCCGUCGUCGUCGCUGCUGCUGGCGUCCGGUGCGGGUGCCGGCGCCGGUGCCGCCGCAGUCAUGAGCGCAUCGAUCUCUGCCUCGGACUUUGGCGCGAGCGUCAGGUCUGCGAGCUCCUGCAAGAAGGCCAUGGGUGCUCCUACGCUCGUCGUGCAGCGGCAGCGCGUCGGUGGCGGUCGUGAGGCCACGAAUGUGAUCGAUGCGCGGUCACGCUAUGAAAGACUACGAGUUAUACCGCCCUGGAGCUC